GUCGCUCACAUGACAUGACGGUGGCGUUUCCUACUGCGGCUACGAGAAACUAAACAAAUCUGACCUACUGCGUUUUUUAGAUGUAGAUUUGGCACAGCGGUAGCUCAAACCGACCGUAUACGUAUGCGCCAUAACAAUAGUUAUCUGAAGAGCCCCUUUGAAGACGCAGAUUGCACAGUCUGGUAUCAUCUGUUUUUGUAUCGUGUGUGUUUUGAUUUACGUUACUUUGGCAAGAAAUAUGAUCCCCAUCAUCCGCAAACAAAACAUGCCCGCCGGGGCAAUUUUUUGCCUGCUGUUAGCUCUAACUAUACAUCAGACUUUGACCACUGAUGUAUCGCCCACUGUGGUCGCCCCUGAAACCAGCUCUCCUCCGGCCUCUCCUGUAACCCCCGGCCCCCCUGAGCGGGGCAGCUACAAUGUCACCAAUGCCAAUGACACUGUCUGUCUCUUGGCACGGAUGGGCCUGCAGCUCAACAUAAGCUUUAUUUCAAGCUCUCAUGGCACGACUGUCCAGGAGGUCUUGAACCUGCAUCCGAACCUGAUUAAAUUCUCUGGAUCCUGCGCGCCAGACUUUGCAACUCUCAAACUGACAGAGGACAACAUUACUUUGACUUUCAGCUUCUCUUUAAAUUCCACAUCAAACAAAUAUCAUCUUAGUGGUUUGGAGCUGUCAGCUGCAUUGCCUGAUAUGGCUAAGCGUUUUGUUGUCGGUAACACCACUCUGAACUACAUGGUGGGAUCACUGGGCCACUCUUACAUGUGUCAGAAGGAGAAAACCUUGAGCGUUACACAGGAUUUCUCUCUUAACACCUUCCAGCUUCAAGUGCAACCUUUCAGCGUCAAUGGAGAUUUUGGAGCAGCUGAGGAGUGUGAGUUAGAUGAGGACGACAUGUUGAUUCCCAUCAUUGUGGGUGUUGCCUUGGCUGUUCUAGUGCUCAUUGUGAUCCUGGCCUACCUUAUUGGCAGGAACAGAAGUCAUGCAGGCUACCAGACCAUCUAAACCCUCCUCAUGUAAUCUUUAAUCCAGGAUGUGUCGACACCACCGAUUUUUGCUCUAAUUUGGACUCAACAACACUACUACAACUGCAGAUACCUUAACCCGAUUUUUAACCUGCCCUGCCCUCUGCUGGUGUCUCACGCUGCCACUGCUCAGGUGGAUUUGAGUUUCCUGGACUUUGAGUUGGAUUAUGUUAAACAUAGUAUAAUUAAUGCACACGUAAGGGUACAGGGCAAAAUCUAAGGUGUCUAGGUCAUGCUAAGGUAUUGUUUCCAGGAACCAGAUUAUGCUUACCUAGAGGAAUCUGUUUUGUUUGUUGUCAUUUAGGCUUAAUCUGGGUCUUGGGAAACAUACAAUCUGUUUGGUACCUUAUAUUGUUAAUUUAAUGUUAUGCAUUUAUUUAUAUAAAUAGGAGGAUUUAGGGAAGCUGAUAAUGUUGUUACUGUUACAUGCUCGGUCUAAAAGGGACUACAAAUUUAACACUACUUUCUAAUCUUGAUCCUGACUACCUUUUGUGAUUUUUAGCUAAAAGUUCACUUUUGGAGUUAAACACUGUAAAAUACUGGUCAGCUUUUGGGAUUCACCAGAUUGGAGGAAAAAAAACACUUAUUGCUGUCAACAAAGCCUUGCAUAAUGGGUUUGAGUCAGAUAUUAAUUUGGUACUACAUUUUAAUGAAUAUUUAAUGAAAUUCCAAAUCUGCUAAGUGAGUCUGUGAACUGAUGUUAAAUUGAAUAUCCACUUUCUAGAGUAGAAUACCCUUCAAUAACACAAACUAGUCCCGUUUUUCUCUCAUACCACAUAUCAAAACUAUAUAGCCUGCUUGCAUCCAUUUAGCAUUGUAUUUGCAUUCAUUCAGAAACGUUAAAAGGGAAAUUCUACUAGAAUGAGGAAAUCUGGUUUUGCACUACUGGAUGGGCAAAGGGUACAUUUGACACUAACACAGCAGGAAGUUCUGAAUAACUUGAAGUAGGUUUAGACUAUUAUAGACCUAGGUAAAUGGUUAACUGUUACAAACUCAAGGAGAGAACUGAGAGAAACAUGCUUUAUCAUAUAGUGGAUAAAUCUCUCCUUUCUGACGCCUUCAUAUGGAAGGACUGCAUAGAUGGAGUUGUUGUGGAUAUUGAAGUGUUGCCUUGAUUGCUAUGAAGUUCAUGUUGUUUUAAGGGAAUGCGAUUCUAAGUUUCUAAAUAAAAUGAAAAAUAAAACACAAGAAAAUGA
Rhinichthys klamathensis goyatoka is the source of this 2216-nucleotide messenger RNA. RefSeq names its product lysosomal associated membrane protein 1b (gene lamp1b). Bases 239 to 1000 code for a protein of 253 amino acids. The transcript is spliced from 6 exons. The record is from RefSeq and is a predicted model, not a curated record. Gene Ontology annotation, cellular component: membrane. NCBI's taxonomy places the organism in Eukaryota, Metazoa, Chordata, Actinopteri, Cypriniformes, Leuciscidae.